Molecule: messenger RNA, 801 nt
Organism: Sclerotinia sclerotiorum 1980 UF-70
Lineage: Eukaryota; Fungi; Ascomycota; Leotiomycetes; Helotiales; Sclerotiniaceae
Exons: 3
Coding region: 1-801 (266 amino acids)
Biological process (GO): cellular response to oxidative stress
Source: RefSeq, a predicted model, not a curated record
AUGUCGUUGGUGUCAAUGUCUGUAGCGGGGCAAGAGCGGAUUCUAGCUCGACUUUUGCGACGUCCACUGGGUUGGAGGUCCAGCAGCACAACUCUCUUCUCUCAAUCUCUAUCUCUAUCUCGAAAGCACUUUCACCGAUCCUCAACUCACAACCACACCCCAAAACCACCUACUCACUAUACUACCAACAAAAUGUCUCCAUCAGCACAAUUCAUCGACCUCCUCAAGGCCCGUCGCACAAUCUACACUCUGGAGGCUAAAUCUCCCAUCCCCGACGCCAAAAUUCAAGAGAUUGUCGAACAAAUCCUCCUUCACACUCCUUCCUCCUUCAACUCUCAAAGUACCAGAGUUGUCUUGUUGUUCAAGGAAGAACACGAGAAGCUUUGGGAUAUUACCAAGGAUGCUUUGAAGGCUAUCGUUCCAGAGGCACAAUUUGAGGCUACUGCUCAGAGAAUUGCUGGAUUCAGAGCUGGUUAUGGUUCUAUUCUCUUCUUCGAAGACCGAAGUGUCGUCUCAAAAAUGCAAGCCGGUUUCCCAACCUACGCCGACAAAUUCCCAGUCUGGGCCACCCAGAGUGAUGCCAUGACUCAAUAUGCCAUCUGGACCGCUCUCGAGGCCGAAGGUCUCGGAGCCAAUUUACAACAUUAUGCUCCAUUGAUCGAUGCUAAGGUUGCCGAACAGUGGAAGAUUCCAGCUGAUUGGGAAUUGAAUGCUCAGCUCGUUUUUGGUACGCCAACUGCAGCCGCUGGAGAGAAGACUUUCGCUCCGCUUGAGGAGAGAUUUAAGGUUUUUGGUGCUUAG